Molecule: messenger RNA, 1845 nt
Organism: Drosophila eugracilis
Lineage: Eukaryota; Metazoa; Arthropoda; Insecta; Diptera; Drosophilidae
Gene: emei
Product: transmembrane protein 161B
Exons: 7
Coding region: 140-1627 (495 amino acids)
Source: RefSeq, a predicted model, not a curated record
CUGCCCGAACCAAAGAAAAUUUUUGACGAAGAUUGUUAGAGAUUUCCGUUUUUAAUUAACAAUGAUGAAUUAAUUAGCGCAGUAACUAGGACAAGUUGUAACUUCAGUCAUUUUUACUUCUUCACGUCAAUAGGAAGCGAUGGCUGUGCUGGGCGCCCAAUUGGUCAUCACUUUGGUGAUGGUCAGCGUCAUCCAGAAGCUGAGCCCCCAUUACUCCUUCGCCAAAUGGAUUCUCUGCCGCACCGGCCUGCAUCGAUACCUACAUCCCACCGACGACGAGUUGCGAUCCCGUGGCGGGGUGCCCAAGGAGAAGCCACCAAAAGGUGGUCGGAAUAAACAGGCAAAUGGGACUGGUGGAUCGGGCGCACAGUUUCACAUACCGCGCAGCAUCGAAGUGGAGCUGCUAACAUCACCGGUCCUUGAACGCGAUGUCAUCCAUCUGCGAUACUUUACCGAGUACCAAUGGCUUCUGGACUUUAGCGUCUAUACAGGAAUAGUAUACGUGAUAUCUGAGUUGUUCCACUUUUAUUACCCGCUGCGACAAGAGAUUAAUCUGAGCAUGGUGUGGUGCCUGCUGGUCAUCUUCUUUGCCCUAAAGCUUCUCUCUUCGCUUACGGUGCUCUACUUCCAGAGCGAGGAGUCUAUAGGAGAGAGGUCGAUGGUAAUCGUGGCCUGUCUUGUUUACCUGUUAGUGGCCAUGGUCGUUUUGAUCGUGGACGAGCGCAUCCUGGAGACGGGUCUGGAGGAUGCCUAUGCGAGUUUUAAUGCUAGCGCUUCCAAGUUCCUCACCGAGCAGGGCCUGCCAUCGUCUGGUCCUGCCUCCAAGAUCGUGGUCAAAUUCUUUUUGGCAAUGGGAUGCGGACUGCUCGGCUCGCUGUUUACUUUCCCCGGCUUGCGGAUGGCCAAGAUGCACUGGGACUCACUAAACUACUGCCGUGGCAAUCGGAUGCUGCAAGUUCUCCUAAAUCUUAGCUUUGUGCUGCCCUUCAUCCUGGUCAUUCUGUGGAUUCGCCCCAUCAGCCGUGACUACCUGACGGUGCGUGUCUUCCAGGGAAUGCAACAGCCAUUACUAAAGCCGCACGUUUUUGAGACUCUCCGCCUGCUGCUAGUGAUCCUUGUGGUUGUUGUCCGUUUUGCUCUGAUGCCUAUAUAUCUGCAAUCGUACCUGAAUCUGGCCCAUGACAAGAUCCUAGAUCUACGAAAGGAGGCCGGCCGGAUCACCAAUGUAGAGUUUAAGCAGAAGAUCUCGUCGAUUUUCUAUUAUCUGUGUGUUGUGACCCUGCAAUUUGCUGCACCUCUGAUUCUAUGCCUUUAUCUCACACUAAUGUACAAGAGCCUGGGCGGUUUCAGUUGGGCAGGCAUUUUUCGGGAAAGCGUUGUCCUGCAGCACGAGUGUGCGGCCAGCGAAGUGGAGCCAGUUGGUGGUGUCGGGCCCCAAGGAGAUGGUGAUUUCAAUAUACUUGAAUCGGCACAAUCGCUGCAGGCGUCAUUCAGUAGCCUAAAAAAUGUCUUCUCCACAGAGGUUUACAAGGGCUUUCUGGGCUUUGCAACCUGGUGGAGCUACUUCACGCUGUUCGCCACUUCUUCGCUGGGUAUUGUCUACCAGUCAUAUUUCAACAAGACCUAAGGCCAUAUAUUUAUACACCUUGAAUCCUUUAAGUAAUAUGACUAUUCUUUUGUAGUCUAUUUGCAUCGCACAUGGAACUAAUAUAGUUUUCUACACAUGUGGCAAAUAUAGGUUUUCACCAUGUUUUGUAAAUAAUAUAAGUUUUCUUAUUGUUUAUAAAGUGCGUAAUAAAGACUUACCAAGCUGCCCUAAGAGUAACCAAAGUCAAUAACACAGAA